AUGAAGAAAAGAAAACAAUACUCCUUUUUUACAAAUAUCAUACGGGCGGAUAAAAUAAAGGGGAAGAGACGAGAGCAGCACAAAAACCGUCGUCCCGUCCGCUGCAACGACUAUGACGCAAAGGACAUCGUCAUUUUGGAGGGACUUGAAGCAGUGAGGAAGAGACCUGGUAUGUACAUCGGAAACACGGACGUGAAAGGGCUACACCAAAUAUUGUUCGAAAUUAUUGACAACUCGGUAGACGAAUAUAACAACUUCGAGUGCAAUGAAAUUAAAAUUGUUAUUCACGAUGAUGAAAGUGUUACGAUAGAAGAUAAUGGAAGGGGAAUACCUUGUGACAUUCAUGAGAAGACAAACAAGUCUGCUCUAGAAACCGUUCUGACUGUUUUGCAUUCCGGGGCGAAGUUUGUCGAUGACGAAGCUACUGCGGAGUUGGCGGGAAGAACCUCCGUGGGAGGCCUGAGCGCUGAAGUCGGGGAAGACGAACGGGGCGCAAAGGGGGAGCAGAAGGGAGAUCUGAAGAGCAAGCUAAAGAUGGUGGAAAAGUUGGACGAAAAAAAUUCCCCAAAAAAAAACACAAAGGAAGCAUCCCAAAAAAGUGCAUCCCAAAUGUACAGAUUCUCGUCCGGCCUCCACGGAGUCGGUCUGUCCGUUGCCAACGCCCUGAGCAGCUUCAUGAAAGUAAAGGUUUUUAGAAGGGGCAAAAUUCACAGCAUCGAAUUGGAAAAGGGAAAAGUAGUAACCCCGCUAAGUGUUCGGGACUGCCCAGUUAGCAAGAGAGGAACACAAAUACAUUACAAGCCGGACCACAACAUAUUUAAGAACAGCAUCAGGCAUAAUGCAGAGCUGAUAAAAAAUAGGAUCCACCAACUGGCCUAUCUGAACGACAGGCUGAGUUUCUACUUUUACGAUGAAAGGGCGGCUAAGAAAGCUGCGGCGUCAGUUCAUUUGCCCAAGAGGAGUGAAGCGGAUGCGGUGGACGCUGCGGAAGAAAGAAAGACCGAUGCUGUGGAUACCGCGGCGGAGCACAACAACCUGGAUUUCUACCCCUACGAAGUGAUAAAGCACGAGGGAGGGCUAAACGAGUACAUGGAAAGCUUAACGAAAAAUAAAGUAAGUCUGUUCAAAGACAGUAAUAAAGUUAUUAGCAUCUCUUGUCACCAGAAAAAUGUUCAUAUCGAUUUAAGAAUGAAAUGGACGCAAGGUCAGUACCAUGAGCACAUCAUCAGCUUUGUGAACAAUGUAAAUACGACGGAUGGAGGGACCCACGUAGAUGCGAUGAAGUAUGCCAUCAGCAGGUGUGUAAAUUAUAAUAUAAAAAAAAAUGAGGCAACAAAAAAUUUUGUUAACAUACCAGGAGAGUACAUAAGGGAAGGAAUGCCAGCCAUUUUGUCGAUCAAAAUGAAUAACCCAGAAUUUGAGGGGCAGACAAAAACUAAACUCGGUUCCCAUUUUUUAAAACCCAUUUUGGAAAGUGCCAUUUUUGAGAAAUUGUCUGAAAUUUUCGAUUUCGAACCGAAUUUGCUCAACACAAUUUAUUUGAAGGCAUUACAGGCUAAGGCAAGUAAAUUAGUCGACUGCAUAAGUGACGACAUAAAUCGUAAUGAAAUUUUCAUCGUCGAGGGAGACAGUGCUGCAGGAAGUGCUAAACAAGCCAGAAAUAGAGAAAUACAGGCAAUUCUCCCCCUUAAGGGAAAAAUACUUAACGUAGAAAAAAUUAAAAAUAAUAAAAGGAUAUUUGAAAACUCAGAAUUGAAAUCACUAAUAACGGCCAUCGGGUUGAGUGUCAGUUGUGACAAUAGUAAAAUGGCCAAGGGGAAAAAUAUGCUCAAUAAUAAAAAAAAAGAUCUCAAAAAAAAAUAUGAUUUAAAAAGUUGCAAGAAAGAAAAUGUACAAGUUAACAACGCAAUGGUGAAUAAAAAGAAAAAUCCGCUUUUUGAUACCCCCCUAAGGUAUGGAAAAAUUAUCAUCAUGACGGACGCCGACGUCGAUGGAGAGCACAUACGAAUACUGCUCCUCACCUUUCUGUACAGAUUUCAAAAAGAUAUUAUACAAAAUGGAAAUGUCUAUGUUGCCUGCCCACCCUUGUACAAAGUUACGUACAACCGAUUUUUUGACAGCACUAUAAAGAAAAUAGUAAUGAAACAGUUCAACGUGAGUACGAAGAAUUCUAAGACCCUCAUACAUACCUACUCAGAUGACGAGUUAAAUGUCCUGCUGGGACUGUUGGACAAGGAUAGGUCUUCUCACGCUGAACACAGGAGCGUCGAAUUGGGGAAGGGGGGAGGGCCUGCCCGUGGGGGGAACAUCCCAAGUGACGACCGUCGUAGCGGUUUGGCCAAUUUGGCCAAUUUGAACUUUGGGUACAACAGCGCCGACGAGGUGAAGCAAAAGGGAGGUCUCAACACGGACGAUACGGACGACACGAACGGCACGAAUGCCGAUCACACUGCGCACACUGCGAACACCGCGAUUGGCAGUUCCCACCUCAGCGGUAACGCAUUUUUUACCUUCUCCAAACGGUACGAAAUACAACGGUUUAAGGGGCUCGGGGAGAUGAUGGCCGACCAACUGUGGAGCACCACCAUGGAUCCGAACGUGCGCAAGCUGAUCAGAGUGACUGUCAACGACGCCAUGCGGGCCAACAACUUGAUCUUCUCCCUCAUGGGGGGGGACUCCAAGUUGCGCAAAACCUUCAUUCUGGAGAAUUCGCCCGCGCCGGGGUGA
This is a messenger RNA of Plasmodium cynomolgi strain B, 2727 nucleotides long. Its product is annotated as DNA gyrase subunit b. NCBI's taxonomy places the organism in Eukaryota, Apicomplexa, Aconoidasida, Haemosporida, Plasmodiidae. Bases 1 to 2727 code for a protein of 908 amino acids. The record is from RefSeq and is a predicted model, not a curated record. Gene Ontology annotation, biological process: DNA topological change. Gene Ontology annotation, molecular function: DNA topoisomerase type II (double strand cut, ATP-hydrolyzing) activity; DNA binding; ATP binding. The transcript is spliced from 2 exons.